GAUGUCUUCAUAAAAAAACUUAUUAUAUAUCGUAAUAAGUUUAUAGUCUAUAAUGAGUUUUAAUCAAAUCAAAGAUGGGGAAUACACUUCCACAAUUUACGGCCUUAUUAAAAAUAACCAAUUCACAGACGCAAUUCAUCUGCUCAGUUUUGAACUGGAAAGACAACCUCAGCUAAGAUCUACUUUAUCACUUCUGGCUUAUUGCUACUACCACAGUCAAAAUUAUCCAAAUGCAGCAGAAACAUAUGGCCAACUUAUACAACUUCACCCAGAAGUCGAUGAUUACAAAUUGUACCAUGCUAUGUCUUUGUACAAAUCAUGUGAUUAUGGCGCUGCUAUGAAAGCAACAUUUACUAUUGAGAAUCCAAGCUAUCAACCACAAGUGCUGAAGCUUCAAUCAGCUAUAAAAUAUAUGGAAGAAGAUUUUGUAGGAGCAAAAAGCUUAGUUGAACAGUCUUCAUCAGAUGACUCGGUCUCUGAUAUCAACCUUGGAUGUCUUCUAUAUAAAGGUAGCCAGUAUGAAGAGGCUUGUCAAAAAUUUCAACAAGCUCUCCAAGUUGGUGGAUAUAAAGCCUCUUUGUCCUAUAACAUUGCUUUAUGUUAUUACCAGACAAAACAGUACGCAAUGGCACUGAAGCAUAUUGCUGAUAUUAUUGAGCGUGGAAUACGUGAACAUCCUGAACUCAGCGUUGGGAUGACCACAGAAGGGAUUGAUGUUCGUAGUGUGGGGAACACAGUUACUCUAAAAGAAACAGCAUUGAUUGAAGCAUUCAACCUAAAAGCUGCGAUUGAAUAUCAGCUCAAAAAUUUUGAAGCAGCUCGUGAAGCCAUGACUGACAUGCCACCAAGAUCUGAGGAAGAAUUGGACCCAUGUACUCUGCAUAAUAUGGCCUUGAUGAAUAUGCAGACCAAGCCAUCUGAGGGUUUUGCUAAGUUACAAUUUCUGCUACAACAAAAUCCUUUCCCUCCUGAAACCUUUGGGAAUCUACUUCUACUCUAUCUUAAAUAUGAAUAUCUGGAUCUUGCUGCUGAUGUUUUGGCUGAAUAUGCAGAUUAUACAUACAAGUAUCUUUCAACAUAUUUGUAUGAGUUUAUUGAUGCCGUAAUUACCAAACAGACCGCCCCUGAAGAAGCAUAUAGAAAACUGGAUGACAUGGCUAAUAGGCACAUAGAGCAGCUUCGUAAAUUCACCAAGCAAGUACAAGAGUCAAGACAUAACCAUGAUGAAGUUGCCGUAAAAGUUGCAGUCAAUGAAUAUGAUGAAUGCAUUGAGCGAUACAUACCUGUGCUUAUGCAACAAGCAAAGAUAUACUGGGAACGUGAAAACUACACAGCUGUUGAGAGAAUUUUCAGAAAAUCUGUUGAAUUCUGCAAUGAACAUGAUGUCUGGAAGUUAAACGUUGCCCAUGUUCUGUUCAUGCAAGAUAAUAAAUUCAAAGAAUCAACUGGAUUUUAUGAACCCAUAGUCAAAAAGCAUUAUGACAACAUUUUAAGUGUGGAGGCUGUUGUCCUAGCUAAUCUUUGUGUAUCUUAUAUCAUGACGAGCCAAAAUGAAGAAGCUGAGGAAUUAAUGAGAAAAAUAGAGAAGGAAGAGGAACAGGAUGCUUAUGAUGAUCCAGAUAAGAAGAUUUUCCACCUUUGCAUUGUUAACUUGAUUAUCGGAACAUUGUAUUGCGCAAAAGGCAAUUAUGAGUUUGGCAUUUCAAGAGUGAUCAAGAGUUUAGAACCUUACAACAAGAAACUUGGCACUGACACUUGGUUUUACACAAAACGAUGUUUUCUGUCACUAUUGGAAAAUAUGGCAAAACACAUGAUCAUGCUGAGGGAUACUGUUGCUCAUGAAUCAAUCCAAUUUCUUGAACAUUGUGAACUGUAUGGAAGAGAUAUACCUGUUACUGAUCCUCAACCACUGAGUGAAGGUCCAGCAGAUGGCAAAAAUACAGUGGCAUAUGAAGCUCGUUAUCUGAAAGCAUUGCUACUACAAAUAGUGAAUUGGCCAUAAAGAUAACAAGCUCUAUAUGUAAAUAGAGUGGUAGUCGAAAAGCAUAAUCGUUCUGAUGAAUUGUGUUCAACUUAUCUGAACUUUGUUUGCCUCACCUCACUUAAAUCUAGAUUGCAGCUCAAUUAAGAUAUUCAUCUGAAUUCAAUAUUAACUCUUAAUUUUACUGAUAAGACAGUAAUUUUUUGUUACCCAAGAUUUGAUGAAGAAUAUUUGCCAGUUUUUAAACAGCGAACUACAUUUCAUUAAUAUCUUAUUCGAGUGUAUUUUCAAUUCCUUAAUUUGCUUCAUGUCGUUGCAUUAAAUGCAUAUGUGUAUCAAUCUGGCCAAUGUAAAAUUUUGAAUAUAGAUAUAUUUGCUUUGUUAUCCAUACACUAUAUAUUUUUGUUAUUAAUAGUUCAUGUAGUGAAUAAAAUAAUGUUAAAAAUUGA
Styela clava is the source of this 2430-nucleotide messenger RNA. NCBI's taxonomy places the organism in Eukaryota, Metazoa, Chordata, Ascidiacea, Stolidobranchia, Styelidae. The record is from RefSeq and is a predicted model, not a curated record.